Messenger RNA from Tigriopus californicus, 2498 nucleotides. Its product is annotated as Na(+)/citrate cotransporter-like. The transcript is spliced from 2 exons. The coding region runs from base 512 to 2359 and encodes 615 amino acids. Gene Ontology annotation, biological process: citrate transport; monoatomic anion transmembrane transport. Gene Ontology annotation, cellular component: membrane. Gene Ontology annotation, molecular function: citrate transmembrane transporter activity; succinate transmembrane transporter activity. The record is from RefSeq and is a predicted model, not a curated record. NCBI's taxonomy places the organism in Eukaryota, Metazoa, Arthropoda, Copepoda, Harpacticoida, Harpacticidae.
CACGCUCUUUGAUGGAAUGCACUUUAAGUGUUCUUAUUGACAUUUGUUUGUGUGUAAUGCAGAGUACUUUUAUGAUUCACUAAUUGGAUUAAAACAAUGGGAGCGUAUGGCAUUACGUAGCAGAAUUUGAGCGUACGAUUGUCUUGUUUUUGGUGUACGUACAUAGUCGAUCUGAGCAAAUACAAAAGAUUGUCGAAGGACUAAAGUGUGAGGAGCCCUUUGUCAUUUCUAACUGUUUCUUCUUGCGCCAAACAAGAGCUCAACCCUUUAACAUACGUUCGUUCAGUGGUCAGUCAAUUUCAAGAGGACCCCAAGUCACUCGACCCCCUAUUGAUCGGCCCUCCAAGCAGGCGCGUCCAUGGCCGGGGCAACACAGGUAGCAGACAACGUCCGAAACCCGAUGGGUCAGCUCCUCAUCAGUGUCCAUUUCGAAUAACAUCAUCCCCAGUCAUAGUCAGGGGUCAGACUUGCUCAGAGCAGUUUGCCAAUCUCUCCGUUCAAUGUGAAAAAUAUGACUCUUCAAUCAUGGCGUUACCUCAAGACCUAUUGGAAGUCCAUGGCCACGGUGGCCAUCCCGGUGAUCUUAUCCGCUAUCCCAAUCUCGUCAGGAGGCUCCGAGGAAUCUCGUUGUGGCUUUGUGAUCUUAGUCAUGUCUCUCUUCUGGAUGCUGGAUCUUCUUCCAUUAGCCAUCACAGCUCUCAUCCCUGUGGCCGCAUUUCCCCUCUUGGGGAUCAUGUCCACAUCGGAUGUGUGUAUGAACUACGUGACUAAUACGAGUAUGCUCUUUCUAGGAGGUCUUAUUUUUGCUCAAGCCAUUGAGGAAAGCAACUUGCACCGUCGAAUUGCUCUUAAUGCCAUGUCUCUGAUGGGCACUUCUCCUCGGUACCUGAUGAUUGGUUUCAUGAUCCCAACCUCUUUGAUCUCUAUGUGGAUUUCCAAUGUAGCGACAACGGCCAUGAUGUUACCCACUUUAGAGGCUGUCUUGGAGGUGUUGGAAGAAAACACGGAGGCUGACAUUGAGUAUGGUGAUAUAAUUGAGCCUGAAGGUGUUGAAUCCACCACCGACCUCACCAUCCAGCAGCGGAAGAAAUCCAAUAUCAGAAAGUUGAGGGCCCUUUUCGCGCUCUCUGUGUGCUAUGCAGCCAAUGUGGGUGGAACAGGGACCCUCAUUGGAACCUCGCCCAACUUGGUGUUCAUGGAGUUCAUUCAAGAUUUCCCCGGUCAGCCCGUCAACUUUGGAACAUGGAUGGCCUUCUCUCUACCUCAAGUGAUUCUGAGCCUGAUUCUGAUCUGGUUGUGGCUACAAGUACGCUAUUUGGGAUUCCCCAAUGUCUUUCAGCGAAAACGAGGCCACAAGCGAGGCUCAUUGGGGACCGACCAGGACAACAAGGACCUGCUGGCUAUUCGCAACUUGAUUCGACAGAAGUGUAACGAACUAGGUCCGAUCACCUACCAUGAGGGCUCAGUCAUGUGUUUGUUUGUGGUGCUGCUUCUACUGUGGUUCUUCCGCGAUCCGGGUUUCAUGCCAGGUUGGGGCGAGCUCUUUAAGACCUCGAACCAAGUGGGAGAUGCCAUAUCUGUAAGUGAUGCCACUCCAACCAUGUUAGUGGUGGUACUUCUUUUCAUCUUGCCGUCGAAACCCAACUUUAUUCGUGCAUUGAGCUCUCGAGGGAACCGGCUUCCUCGAAUCGAAGCACAACUCAAAGACGACAAGUCUCGAGGCAACGACGAAAGCGACAACAGUGUCGUCGAAAACGGCCCCGAGGAUAAGGAUGAAAGGGAAACCUCGUAUUUCCAACCUUCCCUAGGCCUCGUCACAUGGAGAACUGUCCAUGAAAAGAUGCCUUGGAAUGUGCUACUUCUCUUGGGCGGUGGGUUUGCCAUGGCUACCGCCAGUGAGAGAUCAUGCCUCUCGCCAUGGAUUGGCCAGAAAUUGACAGCGUUGCAGGGUCUCCCAGAUUGGGCCAUUUGCGUUGUGGUGACGCUCUUGAUGUCUGUGAUCACUCAAAUCGCCUCCAAUGUGGCUGCCACCACGAUGCUCUUGCCCGUGUUAAGGAAUCUGUCUCUGAUCCUGGAGAUUAACCCCAUUUACUUGAUGCUCCCACCCACUCUAACAGCCUCGUAUGCUUUUAUGCUACCAGUCUCCACCGGUCCCAAUGCCAUUGCGUUUAUUCCAUCCCGAAUCACUACAUUUGAAAUGGUCAAAGUCGGUUUUGUCAUGAAUGUGUUGUGCUUGAUCGUGAUCCAUGUGUGCAUUAACACCUAUGGCACAAUCCUUUUCGAUUUGGAUGAGUUUCCGGAUUGGGCUCUAUCCGGUUCUAUGUACAACACUACCAAUAUGUGUGCCAGUCAGUUGUGACCCCUUUUGCAGGCUAUGGCCUAUAGUACAGUAUAGUGCAUUGUAUAUAGUAUUUAGUUAUUUUAGCAAUGAAGUAGAUGUAGUUCAGUGCGUCCAAAGUACUCGCUCUAAAUAAACUCACGUUUUUUCAUCCUGCUUA